AAUAAACGAAUAAAUGUAAAUAGAUUUUUUCGAAAUUGAUUCUGUUAAAAUUAAUUUCCUUUUGUAUCAUUUGAAAUAUAGAAUGAUGAGACUUAAAUAUAUCAUUUCAAGCACUAGAAACUCGACUUUGCAGGCCUGUCAGUUAAAAAUGAACUAUUUCGUGCGCGCAAGAUUUACAAUACGAAGAUUUAUUAUCGACCCUGAAACUGAUUCCUGCAGUUUAGCACGAACGGUACCGGUAAACACGAAUAGCUCCUCAGUCCUUCCUUAUCGAUACCUUAUCUACUUAGAAGUAUUUAGAAAAUUGCCAUUUACUUAAAAGGAUAAUACGCACAGCGUGUACUUCACCCUCACGUACAAUUCACUCAAGAUCCGCAAAGCAUCGCUACCAUUCACCGCCUGCCAAUCAAGAUUCGAACUUCCGUGCAGGAUGAGUCAAAUUCAAAGAUCGGGAACAACGAGAUAUCCCAGCCUCAACCGCCGCCCUCGACGCCGAUCAAAACGCAUGGCAUUGUGUCACCCUCGUCUGUCGUGACACCCCAAGCCGUUAGAAGCGGAUUGGCUAGAUCUCCGGAAGCCACGACGCCCAGAGGGCAACUCAUGCAGGAAACGGGGGGUCCAACCCUCGCAAACGGACGUGCAUCUAAAAUACCUUCGCCAGACGUAACGAAUAGCAAAGGCAUGCCGAAGAGUCAAUCACCAGGAAGGUCACCAACUUCUCCGCGUCCACCUAGCAGCUUACGCGUUAGAUCCGCCAGCGAUAAGUCUUCGCCUGAGACACCUAGAAAAACGUCACCCGGUACACCUAAUAGAGUAUCCCCCCGCACACCGAGGAAAACUCCAUCCCCCAAGGAGCUGCGUCUUCCGAAGCUCACGUCUUCGCCAAUAUCGCAAGAAGCAAAUCCAGCGAUUGCCGAAACUCAUCAGAAAAUCACUUUACCAAAAUUGAUCGAGCAUCCAUCGUCGCAAUCCGCCCGAAUGGCAUACUAGAUCGAGCUAUCGAAUCAAAAAUAUGAUGGGCUUUCUAGCACUUUAGUACAGAAUAUCACAGACUCCUCGCAUUUGCGACUGAUUUCAAACUGAGCUUUUCUCGAUAAACAAAUUUGAUUAAUUAAAACUUAAUUCAUAAUCUCAUAUAAAUAAAAACUAUUAAAUUAAUUUUUAAGCAUUGUGUAUGAAAGGAACCACGAGAUCUGGAGCAUUCUGUUCAUUUUAUAAAAAUAAGAAUGCAAAUUUAAUUAAUAACUUAGAAAAAAUAACGAUAGAAAAGUCAACAAACUACACUUGUUAAAGCAGUUAUCUUUUUAUUAACUAUAAUUCUAAGUAAAGAUAAACUUUUUUAUUUUAGGACUAAUUUCAAUCGAAUUGGAUCGUAAAUAAAAUAAUAAUUCGAGAAAUGGAACGAGGACUUGUAUCCGCAAGUCCUAUUUUUCCAAUUAAUUCACGUUUCCAAUUCUGUAAUUUCCGUAUGUGGAAGAUUAAUGGAUAUGGGAAACGUAUUCAAAUAUAAAUUAUUUAACGAUAUUAUUUUUAUGUUAUAAAUGAUUAUAUUUACUUUAUUAUUCUUAGAUCACAAAAGAAACUGACUGAAAUUCUAUUAUUUUUCAGUAUAUAUUUGGACCUUAUAAGUCACAUAUUUUUUAAAAGACAUUUUCAAUAACUUGAUUAUAAAUUAAUAAUUUAUCUUUUAAAACCACAAUUUGGGAAACUAUACCUAAAUAAAAAGCUAUAUGCAAUAUAUAAUUAUUGAGAAAUAUAAUUAAACUCCAUCCGUCAUUGUGCAAUGAAUGGGAAAUGAAUGGGAUAAAAAGGAUAUGAAAGACAAAUGAUAUCGACAAAUCAAAAAUUAAUA
This is a messenger RNA of Acromyrmex echinatior (Panamanian leafcutter ant), 1852 nucleotides long. It is a transcript of the gene tau, whose product is annotated as microtubule-associated protein tau. Gene Ontology annotation, molecular function: microtubule binding. The record is from RefSeq and is a predicted model, not a curated record. Gene Ontology annotation, cellular component: neuron projection. NCBI's taxonomy places the organism in Eukaryota, Metazoa, Arthropoda, Insecta, Hymenoptera, Formicidae. Gene Ontology annotation, biological process: neuron projection development; microtubule cytoskeleton organization.